This is a messenger RNA of Schistocerca gregaria, 542 nucleotides long. RefSeq lists its product as uncharacterized. The record is from RefSeq and is a predicted model, not a curated record. NCBI's taxonomy places the organism in Eukaryota, Metazoa, Arthropoda, Insecta, Orthoptera, Acrididae. The coding region runs from base 9 to 473 and encodes 154 amino acids. The transcript is spliced from 2 exons.
GCCUGCAGAUGGUGCUGGGAGGUGCGUCGCUGCUGCUGCUGUCAGCCACCUGGUGGACAGUGGCAGAACUGCAGACGUAUGAGGUGGACUGGAACAACAGCAGUGAGGGCGCGCUCGUCAACAACGAUGUGCCCAUCGUACAAUGCCUGCGCAGGAGCGACGAGUACUGCAGCAGGGUCAGGUGUGCCGCACCGCCAGAGGUCUGCCGCUCGGGUAUGAUCGAGACGUGUGGGUGCUGCAAAGUUUGUUUCAUCUUCCUGCGGGAGCACGCAAGGUGUGACGUCUCACCACCUGAGAACACGCAGUGUGCCCCUGACCUCGUCUGCGGUCGUUCUGGAGUGUGUGAGCGCAUUAAAGCUGGCACCACUUACGGCGAGAACCAUUCUGCCAGGUCUUCUGGACAAUCUGAGGAAAAAGACAGCAGCAAGCCUAAUGGCUAUUCAUCAAAGCAAUACAUCCCAGACCCGUAUUGACGCCGUGGGACCGUUUAAACACAAUGGUUAAGACAAGUUGUGACUCAGUAUUAAAGUGCUGUAUGGCAC